Lactuca sativa (garden lettuce) is the source of this 1455-nucleotide messenger RNA. RefSeq lists its product as uncharacterized. NCBI's taxonomy places the organism in Eukaryota, Viridiplantae, Streptophyta, Magnoliopsida, Asterales, Asteraceae. The record is from RefSeq and is a predicted model, not a curated record.
AUGACAACGCCAUUUCAACCUGUUACUGUGAUCGAGCCCUGGAAAUUCGAAGCCAUAACCCAAUCGCAGUUCAUCACAUUCACAAUGAUAAACCCCCUUAACCACCGCCAGUUGCUCCCUGCUCUAGUGCUCCGCCUCGCCGUACUCGACUCUCCAACAGCCAAAGCCGACGACGACUCCCCGAUAAUCGUAGCCAUGAUUGUACCCAAAAACCGGGAAACAGACUGGAACUUCUGUACAAAAUCUGGCCAUAUUCAGCUCCUACUCCGAUCCCAUAACAUCUCCCGCCUCAUCCUAAUCGGUAACAAUCCCCCGCGUAAUCCAGGACUCGCCAUUUAUAAACGACCUCCGACUACUGAUACAUUGGAGGAACAGCGACUAGUAAACGAAUUGAAACCACUACUAAUGUCUUUGCAUCCCAAAAUGAGUUUUAACCGAGGUUUGCCAGAAACCCUAUUCUUUACGUAUAAAGACGAUUUGGCGUAUCGUGUGACUGUUGCUAAAGUUAAAGGCCACAUUGUUGGUGAAUUUCUUGUUGAAGAUGUUGAAUUGGUCGGUGGUAGUGAUCGCAAUAAAGAACUCCGGAGGAGAUUGAGGUUUAAAAGAAUGCCUACUUUGAUCCAAUCUCAGGCCCUUCUUGUUCCUCUUAUUGACUAUAACGAAGCUACUACACAGACAGAUUUGGAAAGUUUGAUGAAAAUGGAAGGCGCGAAGUUUGAAGUUGAUACAAGGGUUUUGGUUCAGCAAUACGUGAUUCACAUGGUUGCAGGUCUUUUCUUGAUUGUUUCACAUCUUAAAGAGCGAUAUGAACAAGGAUUCUUUCCAAGGGCUUUGUGUUUAGGGAUUGGUGGUGGAGUCUUGUUAAGUUUCUUGAAUACUCAAAUGGGGCUUCAUGUUACAGGAGUGGAGUCCGAUGUGUCUGUUUUGAUAGCUGCAACAGAGCAUUUCGGGUUUAACAAAUCACUUGCAAUUCGAGUAAUUGUUGCAGAUGCCAUGGAAGUGAUUCAAAACUUCCUGCCCCUAAACCCAGGAGGGAAAAUGGAUGAUAAAUUUGAUGUGAUUAUGGUUGAUUUGGAUUCAAGUGAUGCUAAAAAUGGGUUUUGUGCUCCACCACCGGAAUUUGUUAAGAAAUCUGUUUUUGAAGACUUGAGAUCACUUCUUGAUGAUCAUGGUGCUCUCAUUAUCAAUGUGGUUCCUUUGAAUGAACUGUUCUUUACGACAUUGGUUAAAGAGCUUGGGGAAAUUUUUCACAACGUUUAUAUAAUAGAUACUGGGAAUCAAGAGAAUUUUGUUGUUAUUGCUAUCUUGUCACCAUCUUCCUCAGGUGAUGAUGAUGAUAAUAUAUUCUUAGAGAGGUUGAAAUCUACGAUUCCAGGGACUUAUCCAUUUGUUACUUUUCAUCCCUUAAAAGGUGAUGUACAUGACAUUAACAUCCCAAAUAUCAUAUUCCUAUAG